GCAUAAAAGGUGAAAGGAAGGGAGACGAAAAUUGCCGAGUGCGGUCGAAACAUGUUCUGUAGGGUCGAUCGGACUAUCCGAGCAUAAGCGCAGUUUUGUCAGUCGGCGAACACCGUACUGUUAGUAUUGUCCUCCUUUUUCUUUUUUCUUAUCCUAAAUUCAAAGUGUCAAGACCACAUGCACAUAUUCAUUGAGUUGUUGAGUGUACAUUAACAAGAUUAUAAAUAGUUAUCAGAAAAAAGAAAUAUGCUAACACGUCUCUUUGAAAUUCACGGCCGGUUUUGCGCUGGACAUCCCCUAGAAGUCAUUGUGACGACCUUCACACUCACAGCAUGCAUUCUGAACAUGGAGACAGGAAACGGACAUCCAACUGUUCCUUUGACUGCGCAUUGUGGACCCGGUAGAUGUAAUUCCGAUGAUUUAAAUGCAGCUGAUGUUAUAGUCAUGACUAUAAUACGAUGUUUAGCUAUAUUGUUUACUUAUCACCAAUUUCGCAAUUUGCAAAAAUUGGGUUCAAAAUAUAUUUUAGGUAUUGCUGGCCUAUUUACUGUAUUUUCCAGUGUUGUGUUCACAUCUAGCGUAGUGAAUUUUGGACGCAGUGAUAUUUCCGAUUUAAAGGAUGCACUGUUCUUUUUCUUGCUUAUUAUCGAUCUUUCGAAGGCCGCUGUUUUAGCACAGUUGGCUUUAAGUUCCAGAAACAAAGAGGAAGUGCGAGCAAAUAUUGCUCGUGGCAUGUCGCUUUUAGGACCAACUAUUACAUUAGAUACUUUAGUGGAAACUUUACUUAUUAGCAUAGGAUCCUUAUCCGGAGUUAGAAGAUUAGAAAUUUUAUGCAGUUUCGCUUGCUUGGGAGUUGUUGUAAAUUAUAUUGUUUUCAUGACAUUUUAUCCUGCAUGUUUAUCACUUAUUCUUGAGCUUUCUCGCGAAACUAAUACAAUGAAACCAUUAAGUGCUGAUAAAAUUUUUAUGAUGCAUCCAUUAGAUGAAGAGGAUCAGAAGCCAAAUCCAGUAGUAGAACGAGUUAAAUUAAUCAUGAUUGCUGGUCUAUUUGUAGUACAUGCCAACAGUCGUUUUAAAAGUGAAGAAAGCGAAGAUACAGUAGAAGGCAAAGUAUCUCCCACGAAUUCACAUGUCAUAGUGAAUUCUUAUAAUAAAACUGAGGAUUCAUCUGAAGUCAAAGGUUAUUUAAUGAAUUGGCUAUCUGUUAGUGCAGAUAAUAUUGUGAUAUUGAUCCUUCUUCUUGCACUUGCAAUUAAAUUUAUUUUCUUCGAAGAUAAAGAAGAUAUUGCUAAACAAUUACAAUUCAAAAUAGAAGAUGAUACAGAAGAAAAAAUUGAAAGUGAAUACAUGAAAGAAAAAAAAUUUGAAAUUGAAUAUGUAAAAGAGAAUGAAAAUGAAGAUAUGAGUUUUUCUUUUCUUACCACCAAAAUGCCAUUCAAACUAUCUUUUGCUAAAAUGCAAACAAUUUCUAUACCUUGGAUUGAUGGCAAGGAAGAACAAAUAGAUAAAAAACAAUGUACUGUAGAUACAUCAAGUGAUAAAAAUUUAUUUUCACGAAUUCCUAGAUCUAUAGAAGAAUGUCUUAAAAUAUACAAAUCUGAGCUUGGCGCAAAUGGAUUAACGGAUGAAGAAGUAAUUCAGUUGGUAAAGAAUAAUCAUAUAGCUGCUUAUCAAUUAGAAAAAGCAGUCGGUGAUAUGGAACGGGGUGUAGAAAUCAGGCGUUUUAUAAUAGGAGAGGCUGGAAAUUUUCUUGAUUAUCUUUCCAAUUUGCCAUAUAAAGAUUAUGAUUAUAGUAAAGUAUUAGGAGCUUGUUGUGAGAAUGUCAUGGGAUAUGUACCAGUACCACUUGGAAUUGCUGGUCCCUUAUUACUUGAUGGUGAAUUAUAUUAUGUACCAAUGGCAACAACAGAAGGAUGUUUAGUAGCAUCUACAAAUCGUGGUAGUAGAGCAUUGUUAAAAUGUGGUGUAACAAGCCGUGUAGUUGCUGAUGGAAUGACUAGAGGACCAGUUGUGAGAUUUCCAAAUAUUGUUAGAGCAAGUGAAGCUAUGGCAUGGAUGCAAGAUCCUGACAAUUUUAAAGAAAUGAAAAAUAGUUUUAAUUUAACCAGUAGAUUUGCACGUUUGACAAAGAUUAACAUACGUAUUGCUGGCAGGCAUUUAUUUAUUCGUUUUGUAGCAACUACUGGUGAUGCUAUGGGAAUGAAUAUGUUAUCUAAAGGAACUGAAAAAUCAUUAAAUACAGUGAAAGAACAUUUUCCUGAUAUGGAAAUAUUAUCGUUAAGCGGUAAUUUUUGCACCGAUAAAAAGCCAGCAGCAGUAAAUUGGGUUUGUGGUAGAGGUAAAAGUGUGGUUUGCGAAGCAGUAGUACCUGCAGAUAUUGUUACAAAUGUGUUAAAAACAUCUGUUCAUGCUUUAGUUGAUGUGAAUAUAAGUAAAAAUAUGAUUGGAUCUGCUAUAGCUGGCAGUAUAGGUGGCUUUAAUGCACAUGCUGCAAAUAUUGUAACUGCAAUCUUUAUAGCUACGGGUCAAGAUCCUGCACAGAAUGUUGGAAGUAGUAAUUGCAUGACUUUGAUGGAACCAUGGGGAAUAGAUGGUUCAGAUUUAUAUGUGUCUUGUACAAUGCCUAGCAUAGAAAUAGGUACUGUUGGAGGUGGAACUAUUCUUCCUGCACAAGGCGCGUGUUUAUCUAUAUUAGGUGUUAAAGGUGCACAUAAUGAUGAACCCGGUGAAAAUGCAAGCAGAUUAGCUAGAAUAGUAUGUGCGACGGUACUUGCCGGUGAAUUGUCAUUAAUGGCUGCACUUACGGCUGGUCAUUUAGUCAAAAGUCAUCUUCGGCACAAUAGGUAUAAAGAUUAAAUA
Apis florea (little honeybee) is the source of this 2859-nucleotide messenger RNA. It is a transcript of the gene Hmgcr, whose product is annotated as HMG coenzyme A reductase. NCBI's taxonomy places the organism in Eukaryota, Metazoa, Arthropoda, Insecta, Hymenoptera, Apidae. Gene Ontology annotation, cellular component: peroxisomal membrane; endoplasmic reticulum membrane. Gene Ontology annotation, molecular function: hydroxymethylglutaryl-CoA reductase (NADPH) activity; protein binding; NADP binding. Gene Ontology annotation, biological process: coenzyme A metabolic process; isoprenoid biosynthetic process; sterol biosynthetic process. The record is from RefSeq and is a predicted model, not a curated record.